AUGGCUCCGGAAAUUGUGUCAGUGAGAGGACAAAUGGUAAAACCAACGAUUCUAACCAAUAAUAUUACAUCAAACAGGGCGUAUGUUACGUUCUUGGCUGGAAAUGGCGAUUACGUGAAGGGAGUCGUUGGUUUGGCUAAGGGUUUGAGGAAGGUUCAUACUGCGUAUCCGCUCGUGGUGGCGGUGCUUCCGGAUGUUCCGGAGGAGCACCGCCGUAUAUUGGAAGCUCAAGGUUGUAUCUUGAGGGAGAUUGAGCCCGUUUAUCCACCUGAGAAUCAAACUCAAUUUGCCAUGGCUUAUUACGUCAUUAAUUAUUCCAAGCUUCGUAUAUGGGAG
Nicotiana tabacum (common tobacco) is the source of this 336-nucleotide messenger RNA. The record is from RefSeq and is a predicted model, not a curated record. NCBI's taxonomy places the organism in Eukaryota, Viridiplantae, Streptophyta, Magnoliopsida, Solanales, Solanaceae.